This is a messenger RNA of Oppiella nova, 456 nucleotides long. Lineage: Eukaryota; Metazoa; Arthropoda; Arachnida; Sarcoptiformes; Oppiidae. The record is from the annotation of a GenBank genome assembly.
AAUUUAGUGAUGUCUGCCUUCUUCUUAAUAAUAUUCGUGGGUAUCGUUGAGGACUCCUUCUAUAGCUUCUACUCAAUCCUGGCCUACAUUUCCUCUACAAAGGCCUCCAUUGCAACGGACACUCCGGUGACUGAGAACCCGCUAUUGAAUGAAAUGGUUAGAUGCAUAUCAGCCGAUGUUGUCGUGUUGGUCAUCAAGUUAUCACUAAUCGGUGCAACCGUUAUGCAAAUGCUUUCCGUUAACUACGAGUCCAGAGCCACACCAAUCCAUUUGAAUGAUAUGUUCUCGCAGUUUGAACAUAUUAUUCAACCAAUUCUUUAUCGUUCAUUUCGUUUACUACGGUAUUACAUGUUGUCCCGGUUGGAAAAGACCGAUAGGCCUGCGCUCCUCAAUAUCUCACUACUAUCUAGUAUACCUAUCCUACGGGCAAAGCUAACCGCCCGAACAAACUACUGA